Osmia bicornis bicornis is the source of this 473-nucleotide messenger RNA. RefSeq names its product protein stunted-like. Gene Ontology annotation, molecular function: proton-transporting ATP synthase activity, rotational mechanism. Bases 128 to 301 code for a protein of 57 amino acids. The transcript is spliced from 4 exons. Lineage: Eukaryota; Metazoa; Arthropoda; Insecta; Hymenoptera; Megachilidae. Gene Ontology annotation, biological process: proton motive force-driven mitochondrial ATP synthesis. The record is from RefSeq and is a predicted model, not a curated record. Gene Ontology annotation, cellular component: mitochondrial inner membrane.
AGCUAUACAGUUUUGGUUCUGUAGAAUUAUUCGAGUUGAACUGAGUCUGAAGCAAUCAGAAGCAAUUCGGCACUUUAAUUACACUAUAAUUAAAUAAAAAUCAUUUCUUCAAAAUAAAACAGUAGAAAUGUCUGCGUGGAGACAAGCAGGAUUAAAUUAUAUCAAUUACUCGCAAAUUGCUGCCAAGCUUGUAAGACAAGCUUUGAAAUCUGAUUUAAAGGUUGAAGCUUCAAAGCGUGAUGAAACAAGUAUAAAAUUCACACAGUGGAAAGAUGGUAAACCUGCUACGGAAAGGGAAUAGUAAUGGGAGUUUAAAAACUAUAAGUUAUGGUAUCACAGAUGAGCAAAGGAGUUAUUCUCUUUCAAACAUGCUUAUGCCCAAGCAUUUGAAUUGUAUGUAACAAAAGAAAAGAAAGUCAAAUAAAUUAGUAAUUUAUGUAUUGAAAUAGGGAAUAAAUGUAUCUCUUACAAUA